GGCACAAGGGGACACCGGAUCAAGGCGGAGAGCCAAGGGUCCAGGUCCGCAGAAGUGGGGAGGGGCCAAUGGAGGAUCUGGGCGCAGUUUCCUCCCCAAGCGCGCUGGCCCCGCCCCCGCCGUUCCCGCUCCGGCCCGCCCCCGGCCGCUUGCCCCAGGCCGGGCCUGGGCUCCCCUCGGGUUCCCCCAGCGCCCGGCCUGCGCCGGCGCGGCCUCCUCGCCGCCACAGCCUGGGUCUGACAAGAUGUACCAGGUCCCACUGCCACUGGACCGGGAUGGGACCCUGGUCCGGCUCCGCUUCACCCUGGUGGCCCUGGUCACAGUCUGCUGUCCACUUGUCGCCUUCCUCUUCUGCAUCCUCUGGUCCCUGCUCUUCCACUUCAAGGAGACUACGGCCACACACUGUGGGGAUGUUCUCUGCGGCCUCCCAGCCCUUGGACCCAGAUGGGACUGUGUUCCGGCUCCGCUUCACGGCCAUGAUCUGGUGGGUCAUCACUUUCCCCAUGUUCGGCUUCUUCUUCUGCAUCAUCUGGUCCCUGGUGUUCCACUUUGAGUACACGGUGGCCACUGACUGUGGGGUGCCCAACUACCUGCCUUCGGUGAGCUCGGCCAUUGGUGGGGAGGUGCCCCAGCGCUACGUGUGGCGCUUCUGCAUCGGCCUGCACUCAGCGCCCCGCUUCUUGGUGGCCUUCGCCUACUGGAACCACUACCUCAGCUGCGCGUCCCCGUGUCCUGGCUACCGCCCGCUUUGCCGCCUCAACUUUGGCCUCAACGUCGUCGAGAACCUCGCACUGCUAGUGCUCACUUACGUCUCCUCUUCCGAGGACUUCACCAUCCACGAAAAUGCUUUUAUUGUGUUCAUCGCCUCUUCCCUCAGUCACAUGCUCCUCACCUGCAUUCUCUGGCGGCUGACCAAGAAGCACACAGUAAGUCAGGAGGAAUAUGAACAUGCCCAUCAUUCCUGCUGCCCUUGCCUGUGCCCCCUUCCAAAACCAAGGGAGGACCGCAAGUCCUACAACUGGAAACAGCGGCUUUUCGUCAUCAACUUCAUCUCCUUCUUCACGGCGCUGGCUGUCUACUUUCGGCACAACAUGUAUUGUGAGGCUGGAGUAUACACCAUCUUCGCCAUCCUGGAGUACACCGUUGUCCUAACCAACAUGGCGUUCCACAUGACAGCCUGGUGGGACUUCGGGAACAAGGAGCUGCUCAUUACCUCCCAGCCUGAGGAAAAGCGAUUCUAAACCCUUUCUCUCCUACUAGAAAGGAGGAGGCGGUCCACUGCCCAGAAACUAGAAACAAGACACCACUCUGGCCUUCCCCA
Molecule: messenger RNA, 1321 nt
Organism: Neofelis nebulosa (Clouded leopard)
Lineage: Eukaryota; Metazoa; Chordata; Mammalia; Carnivora; Felidae
Gene: PGAP2
Product: post-GPI attachment to proteins 2
Exons: 8
Coding region: 69-1241 (390 amino acids)
Biological process (GO): GPI anchor biosynthetic process
Cellular component (GO): endoplasmic reticulum membrane; Golgi membrane
Source: RefSeq, a predicted model, not a curated record